AGCUUACCUUGAAUUUCAAAAUGGAGCUUGACAUCCAGUGCGAGGAGAUGAACCCGGCUCGAUGGGCUGAGCUGCUUUCCAUCAUGAAAACCUGCAAGGCCAUCAGGCUGGAUGACUGCAGCCUCUCCAGCAGCGACUGCAAGGACCUCUCCUCCGUCAUCAACGCGAAUCCGUCCCUCACAGAGCUGAAGCUGAACAACAACGAGCUGGGCGAUGCGGGCAUCGAGUACCUGUGCAAAGGCUUGCUGACGCCGAGCUGCAGCUUGGAGAAAUUAUGGCUGCAAAACUGCAACCUGACGAGCGCCAGCUGCGAGACUCUGCGCUCCGUGCUCAGCGCGCAGCCCUCGCUGACGGAGCUGCACGUGGGCGAUAACAGACUGGGAACGGACGGCGUUAAGGUGCUGUGCCAAGGGCUCAUGAACCCCAGCUGCAAGCUCCGCAAGUUGCAGCUGGAAUAUUGUGAGCUCACAGCCGAUAUCGUGGAAGAUCUCAACGCUGCUCUGCAAACGCAGCCCAGCCUGAAGGAGCUCAGCCUCAGUAACAACACGCUGGGAGACACGGCUGUGAAGCAGCUGUGCCGGGGACUGGUGGAAGCAAGAUGCGACUUGGAGCUUCUGCACCUGGAGAACUGUGGAAUAACCAGCGAUAGCUGCCGGGAUAUUAGCGCUGUCCUCAGUAACAAGUCCUCCCUGAUAGAUCUGUCUGUGGGGGAUAACAAGAUUGGGGACUCUGGUCUGGCUCUGCUGUGCCAAGGACUGCUGCAUCCCAACUGCAAAAUCCAGAAGCUAUGGUUAUGGGACUGUGAUCUCACAAACGUUAGCUGUAAAGAACUCUCCAGAGUUAUCAGUACAAAGGAGACUCUCAUAGAAAUAAGCCUGAUAGACAACAACCUGAGAGACGCGGGCAUGGAAAUGCUGUGUCAGGCACUCAAGGAUCCUCGAGCCCAACUCCAGGAGCUGUGGGUGAGAGAGUGUGGGCUCACGACCGCUUGCUGCAAGGCAGUCAGCUCCGCUCUCAGCGUGAACAAACACCUGAAAAUACUGCACAUGGGUGAGAACAAGUUGGGAGAUGCAGGCGUCGAGCUGCUGCGCGAGGGGCUGCUGCACCCGAACUGCAACCUCCAGUCCCUGUGGCUGGGUAACUGCGAUCUCACAGCGGACUGCUGCACCACUCUGGCCACAAUCAUGGUCAGCAAACAGUGUCUUACAGAGCUCGACCUGAGCUACAACACGCUGGAAGACGAUGGCAUGAGGAAGAUCUGUGAAGCCUUGAGGAAUCCAAACUGCAAGUUGCAGCAGUUAAUCUUGUAUGACAUUUUCUGGAGUGCAGAGAUGGAUGAUGAACUAAGAGCCCUGGAAGAAUCCAAGCCUGAACUGAAGAUCAUUUCCUGAUCAUUACUGGCCACAGAGCCAAGUCAAAGCAAUGUCCUCUUUUUAAUCUGAACUUUUCAUAUAUAAGGCUAAUUAAUAUAGAACGUGCUUUUACCAAGAAGCGUUCGUGGAGUCCCUGCGUGGCUGCCCAAGGAGUUGAUCAGCCUCCUGUGCAUCGCUGCAUGUACUAAAUCUGAGGCUUAAUAAAGCUUUCUAAGCUUUCACUGCUGCAUUCCUAUCCUCAAACUAAACACUUACUGGGCAUCUGCUCGAAGUGAGUCUCUACCCUUUAGGAGCUCUUUAAUCCCUCCUAACUCCUCCUAAUGUAUUAGUCAGCCUUUAAGGAGAGCUAAAGCAAGAAAACUGCCCGCUCUGUUACUCCUGGGUGGUGCUUUUGCUUUUUUCCUGAGGAAAGCUCUUGAGGACCAACGCAGAUGUGGUUUUUAGACUAAAAUUGAGCUCUCCACUCAUUUUGCUAAAGGAGUUAUUGGAAAAGCAGUGGUGGCUAGAGAGCUAGAGAAGAAAGGGAAUGG
Messenger RNA from Nothoprocta perdicaria, 1903 nucleotides. It is a transcript of the gene RNH1, whose product is annotated as ribonuclease/angiogenin inhibitor 1. The transcript is spliced from 9 exons. The coding region runs from base 21 to 1391 and encodes 456 amino acids. Lineage: Eukaryota; Metazoa; Chordata; Aves; Tinamiformes; Tinamidae. The record is from RefSeq and is a predicted model, not a curated record. Gene Ontology annotation, cellular component: cytoplasm. Gene Ontology annotation, molecular function: protein binding.